Messenger RNA from Labrus mixtus (cuckoo wrasse), 755 nucleotides. RefSeq names its product galactose-specific lectin nattectin-like. The record is from RefSeq and is a predicted model, not a curated record. NCBI's taxonomy places the organism in Eukaryota, Metazoa, Chordata, Actinopteri, Labriformes, Labridae. Bases 73 to 564 code for a protein of 163 amino acids. The transcript has 7 exons. Gene Ontology annotation, molecular function: signaling receptor activity.
GCGUGUCUCCUCUUCUGAGACAUCCUGGUAUAUCUGCUACAACAACCUCCGUCCUCACCACAUCACAUCAAGAUGGCUUCUGCUCUCCGUGUCUUUGUUCUCUGUUUGGCCAGCGGACUGAUGAUCUUAGCGAAUGGGGAUAAUGCAGAUCAAGAAGGUGAUUGUGAUGGACCCUGCCCAUCUGGUUGGACUCAUUUUGACACCCGCUGUUUCCUGUUCCAGCUCGAUGAAAAGGAGUGGUCAGAUGCAGAGCGUCACUGCACUCUUCUUGACGGAAACCUGGCUUCAAUCCAAACGUCAGGCGAGUACACCUUCCUCAGAGACCUGAUUCACAAAGCGACCCACACCCAUAAAGAAGUCUGGGUCGGAGGCUAUGAUUCUCCAAAGAACAACGUGUGGCUGUGGAGUGAUGGUUCUCAGUUUGAGUUCAAUGGCUGGGGAAAAGGAGAGCCUAACGACCACUGGGGGGAAGGAUGUAUGGAGAUGAACUUCAGAGGACGCGAUUACGUCAACGAUGCAAAGUGUAACAAGAAGAAAUCUUUUGUUUGUGCCAUGACGCCAUAACAAUCCAUCUGCUUUCAUGAUGAUAUCAAACCCCACUGAUGUCUUCCAUCAGGAUGUCAAGCCUCGAUGACAUCACUCCUGGAAAAUAUUUAGACAAAUCAUAUUAAACUUUUCUUCCAUUAAUAACCUCAAACUCUUUGUAAGACGUUUCUUGGAAAGCUAAUUAAAAUGUCUCUGUGUUUCCAUGGAAA